ACAAUCCAAACCUGCAAAAAAAAUCACAAUAACCCAAACCAAAAAUCCAUUGAAAACAUAUUUCACACUAAAAUCUUUCUUUUAUUUGGAUAGGGAUAUGCGGAGAACAAAAUAAUUGAAAUGAGAAUCCGUCGACGUGUUGUUGUGGUUGUCCAUUGAAUCACACUAAAAUCUUUUAUUUUGAUUCUUCUCCGAUCGACCUGUUGUUGUUGUUGUCGUCCAGUUUUCUCUUUUCAUUGAUUGUUGUAUUUUGUUCAUGGUAGUUCCUGUCCACUAAUUUAAACCGAUUAAACAAUACAAACUCAGAUUCAAUAUACCCAGAUUUAAAACCUAAUUAAAAAUGAUUUAGAUCUGGAAAAACCUGUAACAAAAAUUGAAUCUUGCGAGAAAGACAUAGCAUGAUAAUGGGUCAAAUUGAACCUCGCGAGAAAGAUGAUAGUAUUCAAGAAAUAGACAAUAAAACUUGUGAAAAAUAAAUUUUCAGAAACAAGCACAAGUGAGAAGUGCUUGGGAGUUGGACUGUGAAAAUGGCAGGCGAAAUCCGUUGAUGUGUUGUUAAAAUUAUUUUUUUUAGGAUGUAUUGUGUUAACUUGUACAGCCAGUUAACAGGUAACUGAUUAAAAGAAGUUGGUGAUGUGGCAAAGUUUAAUUGUAGUGUGUUAGAGGAGUGUGUUAGAGAGUGUGUCCCUAGCACUCCUCAUGUAUAGUAUUAAAAGACAUAACGUGUCACGUUAAUUAUUUAAUGCCUCAACAUAUGUGUCGCCUUUGUAUUAUUGAAUUUUUUUUUCCUACGCUAACAUUUAACUCCUUUUUUUCAGCUCAACAUAUUUCAUGUUUUAUGUUUUGUUAAAGAGCCUAAUCCAAACUCACUACUUAAAAACCCUAAAUUUGCAGCUCCUUUUUUCUUUCACUGUAUCUGUUGCCUCCUUCCUCAUUCAUUAUUCAUCAGCACCAUUCUUCAAUUAACCCACAUUUUCUUUGUUUUGUUCUUUGACAUUCAUAAAUGGAGCAACCACAACACUUAGUAGAACAAAACUUCCCACUCUUCAAACCAUCACGCAAACCCUCAACAAACCCUUCACUCUCCACUUCCAAUUCCCAAACCCAAACCCCUCAAAACGACGUCGUUACGCAUGAAAACCCAACCUCCAACCCCGAAAACACCGCCACCACCACAUUCUCCGAUCUCGGCCUCUCCGAAUGGGCGGUCAAGACAUGCAAAGAGCUCGGAAUGAAGUUUCCACGCCGCGUCCAACAGUACUGUAUCCCAAAGAUUCUAGAAGGCCGUCAUGUAAUUGGAAUUGAUGAGACUGGUAGCGGUAAAACUGCGGCGUUUGCGCUACCUAUUCUUCAGCGACUCGCGGAGCAUCCGUUUGGUGUGUUUGCUCUUGUGGUGACGCCGACUCGUGAGCUUGCGUUUCAGUUGGCGGACCAGUUUCGUGCUCUUGGAUCAUCGGUUCGUCUCCGAACUGCGGUGGUUGUUGGUGGUAUGGAUAUGCUUACACAGACGAAGGAGUUGGUUGCUAGACCUCAUCUUGUUAUUGCUACUCCUGGGAGGAUUAAGGUUUUGCUUAAGGAUAAUCCUGAAAUUGCUCCUGUUUUCGCUAGGACUAAGUUUCUUGUCUUGGAUGAAGCAGAUAGAGUCCUGGAUGUUGGGUUUCAGGAGGAAUUGAAAUUUAUCUUUCAGUGCUUACCCGAAAACCGCCAAAACCUAUUCUUUUCUGCAACCACGACUAGUAAUCUGCAAAAGUUGCGUGAGCGUUAUCAAGAUAAGCUGUAUGCCUUCGAGGCUUAUGAAGGGUUUAAGACAGUUGAAAAACUCACUCAACAAGCUGUAUUCAUCCCUAAAAAGGUGAAGGAUGUAUAUUUGUUGCAUAUCUUGUCUAAAAUGAAAGAUAUGGGCAUUCGUUCUGCAAUUGUCUUCGUCUCUACUUGCAGAGAUUGUCAUCGUUUAAAUUUAAUGUUGGAAGUGCUUGAUCAAGAAGCUGCAGCUCUAUAUUCAUUCAGAUCACAGGCUCAGAGGCUUGAAGCACUUCAAGAAUUUAAAUCUGGAAAGGUUCCUAUAUUAUUAGCAACUGAUGUUGCUGGUCGCGGUUUGGAUAUUCCUACGGUUGACCUUGUUAUCAAUUAUGAUGUUCCAAGGUUUCCACGAGAUUAUAUCCACCGUGUUGGUCGUACUGCAAGAGCAGGAAGAGGGGGACUCGCUUUGAGCCUAGUCACUCAGAAUGAUGUUGAUCUCAUUCGUGAAAUAGAGGCCCUUAUUGAAAGGCAACUUGAAAUGAUUGAAUACAAAGAAAAUGAGGUGCUUUCAUUAAUGAAAAAGGUUUUCAGUGCUAAGAAUGUUGCAAACAUGAAAAUGAUGGAUGACGGCUUUGAAGAGAAAGCUAAAGAGCGGAAAAAACAGAAACUGAAAAUGCUAGAAGAGAAAGGAUUAUUAAAGCAAAGAAGUAAGAGAAAAAGAAAUAAAGAAUUUGCAGAGAAAAGAAAUAAACAGGAAAAAGUGGAAGUAGAUGCAUUAUCAAAUAUAGAAUCUCCAAAAAAAAAGAGUAAGAAGAGAAAGUAAAUGAUAUUUUCUCUAAACACUGAAAGGGUUUUUGAAGAAUGUUGCUUAUUAAGAGGAAAAAUCAAAGACAAAGAAAGAAGUGGACAAACAGGAGCGAAUCAUAGUAGUUUUUCACACAAUUUGUGUCACAUUUAUGAGGGUGGUAGAUUUUGAUUUGGAGUAAUCCUGAGACUAAUCCCUGAAAUGGCUUAUGCAAAUGAUGUGCAAUUUUGGCUAUCAAGAUACUACUAACUUAGUCAACUGGAGAUAAGCUGUACCAAUUUAAACUUAUACUAUGAUGUUUCAUUUUUUUAAGUUGAUUUGAUUGUAAUAUUACAUAUGGCUUCUAUUUUAUUGGGGGAGCAUUUGAUAUUUAGGGCAAUGUAGGACCCAUUGAAAGGACUUAAACUGAAGGAGCAGAUUCCAACUCCUGAAAUACUAUUUGAGCAGUUCUACCAA
Trifolium pratense (red clover) is the source of this 3001-nucleotide messenger RNA. Its product is annotated as DEAD-box ATP-dependent RNA helicase 36. Lineage: Eukaryota; Viridiplantae; Streptophyta; Magnoliopsida; Fabales; Fabaceae. The record is from RefSeq and is a predicted model, not a curated record. The transcript has 6 exons. The coding region runs from base 1004 to 2563 and encodes 519 amino acids. Gene Ontology annotation, molecular function: nucleic acid binding; RNA helicase activity; ATP binding.